GGGGUGGCCUUCGGUCACCUCCACACCAAGACCAACAAGUCCCCCAAGUGGACCGAUGACACGAGCCCGAGUCAAAGCUCUACAUGAUGAGGUGAACUCGCUCCUCACCACCCUUGAUCUUGGUACCCCUUUGGAUGGAUUGCUACCUCAUGCCGACGUGCUAUGUGUCAUUAGGUACAAGGCGCAUCAAGACCCCGGAGAGGAGGAGACGGCAAGGUCAAGGGAAGGAGAGAAGCAGCUGGACAUGGAGAUGAUCAUGAAGCCGAAGCCGACGUCGCUCGAAGCACCCCAAGGAAGAGACGGACGCUGGCCGGUCCAGGACCCGGUCAGACCGGACCCACAACCGGACGCCCCGGUCACAGGCCCGGUCAACCGGGCGCAAACCGGCUCAGCUCCCUCGUACCGGACGACGACCGGAAACUUCGCAGAUUCCCGGUUUGCGCCCGGUCAACCGGACCCACGACCGGACAGCCCGGUCACAGGCCCGGUCAGACCGGACCCAAACCGGAUCUGACGGGAGUGACCCACCAAACUGCCUUAAAUUAUUCUUUCGCGUACCUGUUCGCCCUUGCUGGCCAUGUGUGCCUAUAUAAGUAGCCUGGACCCCUCCUUUACCCCUUAGACUU
This is a messenger RNA of Lolium perenne, 626 nucleotides long. The record is from RefSeq and is a predicted model, not a curated record. NCBI's taxonomy places the organism in Eukaryota, Viridiplantae, Streptophyta, Magnoliopsida, Poales, Poaceae.